AUGAACAAUUAAGAAAGUCUAGUUUAGCAAUAAAGAGUUAUUGAGAAAAAGAAGGUUCAAUCGGAAUGGCUAAAAGGGAUGUCUAAGCAGGAAUAUGAAGAUUUUAUAAAUAAUGCUUUUUAUUUAGAAAAAAGACUCUCAAUCUUUGCAUAAUUAAAGCAAAAUUCGACUCAAAUGAAGCAACUAGAAUCAGAAAUAACUAAUUUAUAAAAUAUUAAAUACAACAGGGAAUAUAUGAAGAAUGCUAACAUCAUUUCUAAUGGGAUUGAUUAAGCUUUUUAAGCAAGCGCAGAAUAAAUUAAAUAUUUUGAAAUGGAAAAAAUAGGUAAAAAAGGUGGAAGUCUGAUUAAAAGAUCAGUAUUUUUUAAUGGCGAAUAAAUAUUUUAAGCAAAAAAUUUGAACUCAAAGAAUCCAAUCUAAAGACUCCUUGAUUUUCCAUAAUCAUUUGUGUUUGAGAGUUUUGAUACAUUUUCAAAUCUUAAUGCCUAAUCAAAGCUCAAGGAGCUCCCAUGGACAAAAUCUGUAGUGUAAAAAUAAUCUCGUUUACUCUUCUUCUACUAAAAUAGAGUUAAGGGAAUGGCAAUUUAUUUUGACACUGUCGAAUAAGGAAUCGCAGUCAGGGAUUAUCUUAUCAGCAUUAGAGCGAUCAAGAAUCAGUAAUAAAUAAAUAGUACGUUGCAAAAGCUAUCAAAAAUAUUCUAUCUUAGAGCAGCUUCAAGUUUUAGAGAAGUCUUAAAAGAAAAUUUUGAUUAUAGAUGUAAGAUAAGAAUGUAGUCUCUAUAGUCUAAUAAAUUACUUUAGAAGCUUGAUCAAAUAGUUGUGAAAUGUUUUAUGAAUACAGCCAGUAUGAUAACCUAAUUUAAGAGAGCUCAAUUUAUCUAUGAAUAAGAAAAAUAAAUAUAAUUGUUAAAGUAGUAAUAGGAGAACGAAUAGCUUAUUAUUGAGUAACAAAAAGAAUAGUAGUAAUUCUUUAGCACAGAAGAAAUUCUUUCAAAAUAAGUACAAGGCUCUCAUUCUCAAAGUGAUAUAGUUAGCCAUAAUAAUAAAUCAAAUUUAUCAGCUAAUUAAAAUCAAAAUGAUUUUUCACAGUAAAAGAAAUAAAUGUGGGCUCUAAGUUAAAAUCAAUUUAUUCAAUAGUUUGAUAACUUGGUUUUAAUCUAGUUUGUUGAUUAUUGGAAACAAGUAGCAGCUAAGAAGAAGUAGGAAAUUGAGAAUCAAAAGAAAACAAUAAUUUUUACUUUUUAAGAAAUAGAACUUGAAUCUAAAAUAGAUUUAAUUAAACCUAUUCUUUCUAUUUAGUUGAUUAAGGAAAAUGAAAAUUUUGAUUUACGAAUUGUCAACGAUUAAUAAUUAUCAAGUAAUAAUGAAGGGGUUUAUUUUCAAACAGAAUUGCAAUGUAGAGUAAAGAAUAAAUUAAAUCCAAGCACAAUUAGCUGGUAUUUGUUUAAUAUUGAUUCUACUGUUUAGCAGUCUUAACCUCACUACAAAGGACCUAGUGAGAAUUUGAUUUUGCCCUUUUAAAAUACUAUUUAAAUUAGAGAUAGUUAAAUGAGUUAUGAAUUAAAAAUAAACAAUUAUGAUUUAAAUGAUUCCUUAGUGAUUGAGUUAAGAGAUUUAGGGUCUGCAGAUAAGUAACAAAAAGCUAAAGGAAAAUUUUACUUUUCAGAACUUUGUGUAGAUUAAAAUAUCGGAAAGAGGAAUUGGAUUAAUUUGGAUUUUAGAAAUUUCCUGUUUAGUUAAGAUACUUAAUUGCCAAUUAUUAAAUUAGACAGUUUCAUAUCACCUUCCCUCAUACCAAAUGCAAAAAAUUUUGAUGAUAUUGUAACAUAUUAUGUUGAUUACAACUUACCAUUCAUAGAUCCUAUUUAUGGUGAGUCAAUAUAGUUUCCAAAUUUAACCAAAAAAAAAGUAAAAAUAAUGUAAAAAACACUUGAAAAGAAGGAGAUUAUCAAUGAUGAAUUAAAAUAUUUAAAAUUUAUUGAUCAGCGUGAAAUUUUUAUUCUCAAAAAGAUUAAGAAAAAUGCCAUUUUAAAGUUUAACAAACAAAUAUCACUAGAAAAUGCACGUUUAAAAAAAAAUAUUGACUUAAUUGUUUAGCUUUAAGAGCUUCUGUUAAAAGUUAGAGAAGCAAAUACUCCAUCAAACGCAAGUCUUGCUUAUCCUCCUUCUUCCCCAACAAGAAGACUAAACCACGAUGAUGAUAGAGAUGAUUUCGGAAGUGUUACUCUCAGCAGACUGCUAUCAGAAAGAAAAGCAUGGAGACAAAAAUGCCCUUAGGCAUACACUUUACUUGAAGAAAUUUGCAAAGAAGGUAUCCCUAACUAUAUGAGAAUGUAGAUUUGGAAAAGCUUAAGCAGAGUUUAAGAGUUAAAGAUUAUUUCUGAGAGAGCGUGGUCUUAAUUUACAAGUAUAAGAAAUUAUUACAGCCAUAAUUAGGUUUCAUUAAAAACGGCUGCUGAGGAAGAUAUUCAAUUAACCCUGUAUGAGCAUUUCCUAAGAGGAUCAACUGAAAACUAUUUAGUGCUUCAGUAACAAAUUAAGGAUGACAUUACUUAUUAUUUAAAAAAGCAUACUAACAGAUCAGUUCACUCUUUAACUAUGAGCUAAAUAGAAAAUAUUAUGAAUGCUUUCAUUUUUUGGAGCAUUAUUUUGGGCUCUGACUCGAACUCUUCCCACUUUUCAUAUAUAAACUAUUCAGCAGAUCUGAUUGAAAUUUGUGACAAGAUCGGCAUUUAUUAUAUUAGCUAAUCACUUGCUUAUGAUGAAAUAUAAAUAGACUAAGACUUCAUUGAAUUUAAGAAGGAAGAAGAAGUCUUUUGGCUACUAGUUAGCAUAGUCUAUUUCAUAUUAAAAAAUUACUAUAGAUUUAAUCCAAAUAUAUAGCAUGAAGGUAUGAGAGGAUCGUUUAAAAUCAAAGACUAUAUGCCUAAUAUGUUCCCACCUCUUUAAAGUAAUAAGUUAGUUGGUUUAAAAGCAGAGCUGUUACUUUUAAAGAUUUUAAUCAAAGAAAACAUACCAGAUUUGGCAAUGAAACUCAAUGAAGUAGGAUUGCCAACUGAAUAUUACUUUUCUUCUCAUCUACUCACCAUGUUUUCUAGUCUAUUUAGUACCGAUAUUGUCUUCAGAAUCUGGGACAUACUAUUAUUUGAAAGUGCCUUGGAGCAUGAAGGACAUACUAAUAUUCUAAUGCUUUCAGUGAUAAUAACUUUGCUUUAACAUUCUAAGGAAGAUAUAAUAAAAUGCUCAAGAGCCUCUGAAGUUGAGAUGGUUCUAAAAAUACAUGGCUUUUUCGUUAUGUCAUCAAGCGAAUUUAUCAAAUAAGUUUUAGAAAACAAGAAAAAAUUUGUAGAAAAGCUAGCAUUUUACUUAAAUAUUUUAUUAAAUUUGGAGGACGAGCUUAAAGUGCACUACAAUUCUAGAUUAUUGCUUAAUUAGCAAAUUAAUUGUUAUGUUAAUGCUAAAAGCGAAUUCGAUAAAUGCGAUUCAAUACAAAUUGAUGAAACCUAUAAAAUAGUUGAAAAAUUAAAAGAAAGAGACAAUAAAAGGAAGUAUGCUAUGGAUCAAAAAUCAGGUGAAGAUCCUGAUGAUUCUCUAGAAAUACCAGAUUAGUUUGAUGAUGAAAAUGAAAGAGAAAUGUACCAGCUAGCAGACAAUAAAUUUUUAAAUCACAUGAUAAACAAAGCAGCACAAUAAUAAUCAAACUUGAACACCCUAGGCGGAGCCUUUAUGACUCAGCCUGAUUUGCAACAAAUGAAUACUAUGAAUUUAACAAAUCAAACAACAAUGAACAAUAAUUUCAAUCUAGAUUUUUUUAAUCAAUACCAAGACGUUGAUCAGUAUCAAGUUUAGUAAUAGUAAUAAGCGUCUUAAUUGACAAUUUUUAGAAAGCCACAGCUGAGGAGAAUCUUUUUGUACUUUCACAAACUAAAGCUAUUUUGGGCAGAAAAUACAGAAAUAGUGAUGGAAAUAAACUAUGAAUAGUAGUUCAAAUAAGAUAUAAAGAUAAUAGUUGAUACAUGUAUAUUCUUAAAUCACUAUGAGGAAUUCUAAUACAUCGAAGGUUAUGAUAAAAUAGCAAUCCGUCUUUACGAGGAUCCUAAGAGCAUAAAUACAGAGCUUUAAGGAUAAAAAAGGCUAAUAAAAGAAUGUAUAAUUAACCUUAACUAUUACUAUCCUGAUUAUCUGAUAAAGACAACAUUAUUACUUGAUGAUAUUUGUGCUUUCAGACAAGCAAUACAUAAUUACACUACAAGUGAGAUUGAUAUUUCUGUUAUUUUGCUCUCUGAUAAAUACACCUAAUAAAUAUAAUCUCCUUUUCCAAUUAACAACUUACCUCUUUAUACAAUUAGAAACCAAGUAAGUUUAGCCUUACAAAAUCAUCCUACUAAAUUAGUUAAUUACUUAUUUAAAAUUGAUGAUAAAACUAAAACAACUGAUUUUAAUACCUUGAGAUAGUUUUUUAGAAGUGAUAUAUAAAACAUACCUAUUUUUAGUGCUAUUUCUCACUAUUCAUUAGAGUCCUCAUAAAAAAUUAAUUGGAGACUAAAUUCUGAGACAACUUUCGAAGUGAUGAAAAUGUUCUUGAAAAUAUCUCUAAAUGAUGGGAGUAUUAGUGGUUUGAGUAAUGUAAACUUUUUGAGAACUGUGUUUGACUUUCAUGUGAUAAAUAAUCCAAAUAAGACAUUUUAUUUCAUGGAUUUUAUUGUUUCAAUCAUACUUUUUUCUACAUCUACUUUUAAGCAAAAAUUAUACCUUUUUUUUGACCUGCUUUAAGUCUUUGAUUCUUAAAGAGAUUAAGAAUAACUUGUUCAUAUGAACACUGUUUUAGAAUUUGUGAAAUAUAUUUACGAUAUGUUCAUGAUUUAUAUUCCUGAUAACUAAAUUUAUGAUAUGGUUGAAUACGCGAUAUUGGGAUCUGUAAAUAGAGUAGUUAAGGCUGAACUGACAGUUAGAGAUAAUGACAAUAUUGUAAUAGAUGUGACAAAAGAAAUUAUUAAUAUGCAAAAUUAAAACAAUUUGGCAGUAAAGUGUAAAGACAUAUUCUUAGGUGGUAGCAAUAGUUUAAGUAUACUGAAGAACUUGCUAGAUGAAAAAAUUAAGAACUAAAUCGAAGGACUCAACAACUCAUAAUAUAUGCUAAAUAUAAAAUAUAGAGUUGAAGGUAUAUUAACAAAGUUUACUUGUUUGAUAGACAAAGACUGGAAAGUAACUAAGAGAAUAAUUCUUGACAAAAGACCAGAUCUUCCCUACAAAAAACCAGAUGACUCAUAACCCAUUCAAUAAAUAAUGCAUAACAAUGAAAAUCUUAUUUCCCUUUCAAAUUAAAAUCUAAAAGUCUCAAAGAAGCAAUUUAUAGAAAUAAUGGAGAAAUUACCUAUACUAAGAUAUUUAGUGAACUUUUAAAACUCUAUAACUUAGGUGACAAAUGUCUCAAAAACUUUAAACUAAGACUAAUUUGCACUUCCAACAAGAAAAAUAUUAAUUAAUUAAAUCCAAGUAAAUUUUACAGUUAUGGUUAACAGUAAAGUAAUUGCAGUAAUUAAUGUGAUAGAUGACAAACAAAAGAGAUUGUUUAACUCUAGAUUAAAUUAAAGACUGAAGUUUAUAAACAAACCAGAUGUGGAAGACCCCAUUCUUGGUACUGGACCUCUUAUGUAAAAAAGAUAAAGUAAUUUGAAAUAAAGUCUAAAUUAAAGUGUAGAACUUGUUUAAUAGCAUACCCUGGAAUCACUAAAAGAGGAUUAUUAACAUUUAAUUAUAGAAUUGAAAUAAAAAAGAUAGAACAUUUAAUAUAGUAAUAACAGAUCUGAGAUCAAUUAAUUUAUUUAUAACAGCACUGACCUCAGCUAAGUCGUUAACCUGAAAACUUCUCUGUCCUUCUAUUCGGGAAUGGAUAUAGUAAUUCUUAUAAUACAGAACCUUAUUCUUCAAGAAACUAUAAAUUAGCUUGAUGUUGGUCAAACAUUUUUGCUAGCCCUUGACUUUGAAAAAACAAUAAUUGAAUUAUUUUUACAAAACUAAAAACUGACUGAGUAUCAAGAGAAAUCAAUUUAUGAUUAUGCUUUGCUCAACUCAAAUUAAACUCUCAAUUUUAAAAUGGUGUGCUAAUAUAAUAUUCCUUCCAAGCUAAAUAUAUAAAUUCAGCAAAAAAUCAACUAAGAAAUAUUUAAUAUUGAUUAAGAGUUCAACUAGUUGGCUAAAUUUAGAUAUUCUGAAUUCCUCAGCGAAUACAUGCCUUGCCAAAUUGUGAUGAAGUAAACUUCCUGUAAAAAAGUUAAACUAAUGUACAGUGACAUAUCAAACUUUAUUGUUAGAUUUAAGCAUUUAUAAAAGAAUCUCUUUCUCAAAAAACCAAGCGAUGUGCUUAUCAUCACUAAAAUUGAUCUAAAUGAGCUAGAAGAAAAAUAAUCAUAAGAAUACAAUGAAGAGUAUAUACAUCAAUGA
Messenger RNA from Tetrahymena thermophila SB210, 6444 nucleotides. RefSeq lists its product as hypothetical. The transcript is spliced from 21 exons. The record is from RefSeq and is a predicted model, not a curated record. Lineage: Eukaryota; Ciliophora; Oligohymenophorea; Hymenostomatida; Tetrahymenidae.